AUGUCUGGUUCUGAAUUUGAUGAAUUGUAUGUUGGUGUGGGUGCUAAAAGAAUUCGUGAAUUAUUCAAUCAAGCAAGAGAAAAAGCACCUGCUAUUAUUUUCAUCGAUGAAUUAGAUGCCAUUGGUGGUAAGAGAAAUCCAAAAGAUCAAGCUUACGCUAAACAAACUUUGAAUCAAUUAUUAGUUGAAUUAGAUGGGUUUAGUCAAACUGAAGGUAUUAUUAUUAUUGGUGCUACUAAUUUCCCUGAAUCUCUAGAUAAAGCAUUGACUAGACCAGGUAGAUUUGAUAAAGAAGUUAUUGUUGACUUACCAGAUGUUCGUGGUAGAAUUGAUAUUUUAAAACAUCAUAUGCAAAAUGUUGAAACUGCUGAUGAUGUUGACCCUUCCAUUAUUGCUAGAGGUACUCCUGGGUUAUCUGGUGCUGAAUUAAUGAAUUUAGUUAACCAAGCUGCUGUUCAUGCAUCUCAAUUAUCUGCUCCAGCAGUAGAUAUGUCACAUUUUGAAUGGGCCAAGGAUAAAAUUCUUAUGGGUGCAGCCAAAACUAAAAUGGUUAUUACUGAAGAAAGUAGAAGAAAUACAGCAUGGCAUGAAGCAGGACAUGCAAUUAUGGCCAUGUAUUCCAAAGGUGCCACUCCAUUAUAUAAAGCAACUAUUUUACCAAGAGGUAGAGCAUUAGGUAUUACAUUCCAAUUACCAGAAAUGGAUAAAGUUGAUAUGAGCAAACAAGAAUGUUUUGCCAGAUUAGAUGUUUCAAUGGGUGGUAGAAUAGCUGAAGAAAUGUUGAAUGGUAAAGAAAAUGUAACUAGUGGAUGUGCCAGUGAUUUAUCAAAUGCCACAAGUGUAGCAAGAGCAAUGGUUGCAUCUUAUGGUAUGAGUGACAAAGUUGGUCCUGUUAGAUUAAGUGACGAAUGGGAAUCUUGGUCUCCUGAAAUUAGAAAUUUGGCAGAUCAAGAAGUAAGAGAUAUUUUAAUAGAUAGUGAAGAAAGAACUAGAAAAUUAUUAAAUGAUAAAAAAGUUGAAUUGAAAAAAUUAGCUGAAGGUUUGUUGGAAUAUGAAACUUUAACUAGAGAACAAAUGGAAGACAUUGUAAAUAGUAAAUAG
Messenger RNA from Candida tropicalis MYA-3404, 1101 nucleotides. RefSeq lists its product as uncharacterized. Gene Ontology annotation, biological process: protein quality control for misfolded or incompletely synthesized proteins; mitochondrion organization. Gene Ontology annotation, molecular function: ATP binding; ATP hydrolysis activity; ATP-dependent peptidase activity. Gene Ontology annotation, cellular component: mitochondrial inner membrane. The record is from RefSeq and is a predicted model, not a curated record. The transcript has a single exon. Bases 1 to 1101 code for a protein of 366 amino acids. NCBI's taxonomy places the organism in Eukaryota, Fungi, Ascomycota, Pichiomycetes, Serinales, Debaryomycetaceae.